CAGCUCUGCACUGCACAGAGCCGCAGGGCAGCCGGGUACCCAGAGCCAGCCAGCCAGCACAGGGACUUCAGCCCACUGCCUUGCCAUGGGGCUCUCUCUCCUGGCCCUGCUAGCCAUGGGGCUCCUGGCCCUGAGCUGCUGGGCUGCACCACUCCACUCCAAGCCCCAGGCUGUGAUCACUUUCCCGGGGGAGCUGGUCAGUAAUCUGACGGAUCUGCAGCUUGCAGAAAGCUACCUGCUGCGCUUCGGCUACACGGAGUCCGAGGGGCAGACCCGCAGCAGGCAGGUGUCCAUGGGCAAGGCGCUCAGGAGGAUGCAGAAGCAGCUAGGCCUGGAGGAGACGGGGGAGCUGGAUGCCAGCACGAUGGAUGCCAUGCGGGCACCUCGCUGCGGUGUCCCCGAUGUGGGCAGAUUCCUCACCUUCGAAGGAGACCUCAAGUGGGAUCACAAUGACCUCACUUACCGGGUACUGAACUACUCCCCAGACCUGGACGCAUCUAUGAUAGACGAUGCCUUUGCACGAGCCUUCAAGGUGUGGAGUGACGUGACCCCGCUCACCUUCACCCGGCUGCAGAGCGGCGAGGCCGACAUCAUGAUCCAGUUUGGCACUCAGGAGCACGGUGACGGGUAUCCAUUUGACGGGAAGGAUGGACUUCUGGCCCAUGCUUUCCCCCCUGGCAAAGGGGUACAGGGAGAUGCCCACUUUGAUGACGACGAGUUCUGGACGCUGGGAACAGGGAUAGUGGUGAAAACCAGCUACGGGAACGCCAACGGGGCUGCCUGCCACUUCCCCUUCACCUUUGAGGGACAGUCCUACUCCACCUGCACCUCGCAGGGGCGCUCCGACGGGCUGCUCUGGUGCGCCACCACCCCCAACUAUGAUACGGACAAGGUGUACGGCUUCUGCCCGAGCGAGCUUCUCUACACCUACGACGGCAACAGUGAUGGUGCCAAGUGUGUCUUCCCCUUCAUCUUCGAGGGAAAGUCCUACGAUGCCUGCACCACAGACGGGCGCUCUGACGGCUACCGCUGGUGCGCCACCACCGCCAGUUUUGACCAGGACAAGAAAUACGGGUUUUGCCCCAACAGAGACACAGCUGUGAUUGGCGGGAACUCCCAGGGCGACCCGUGUGUGUUCCCGUUCACCUUCCUGGGCCAGACCUACAGCGCAUGCACCAGCGAGGGGCGGCAGGAUGGGAAGCUCUGGUGUGCCACCACCAGCAACUACGACACUGACCACAAGUGGGGUUUCUGUCCCGACCAAGGUUACAGCCUCUUCCUGGUUGCUGCCCAUGAGUUCGGCCAUUCUCUGGGCCUGGACCACUCGAGUGUCCGUGAGGCCUUGAUGUACCCCAUGUACAGCUACAUCAAGGACUUCCACCUGCACCCGGACGAUGUCAGCGGCAUCCAAUUCCUCUAUGGCCAGGGCUCUGGUCCUGCACCAACAGCCCAGGUGCCAGACAUCCCUGACCAGACAACCACACAAGCCGAGGACACAACCACAGCAGAGCCUGACUUAGCCACGGGGGACGACUAUCCCCUGCCAACUGAGCCCAGCCCUGUGGACCCCAGCACUGAUGCCUGCAAAGUGAAUUCCUUUGACGCCAUCACCGAGAUCAACGGGGAGCUGCAUUUCUUCAAGAGCGGGAAUUACUGGAAAAGCUCCGUGUCCCGGAAGGGGACAAUUCAGGGCCCAGUCCGGAUCUCAGCCACGUGGCCAGCCCUCCCGGCCCUCAUCAAUGCCGCCUUCCAGGAUGUGCUCACCAAGAAGCUCUUCUUCUUCUCGGGUCGGCGUUUCUGGGUGUACACGGGCAGCAGCGUCGUGGGCCCCCGCGGGAUCGAGAAGCUGGGCAUUGGCAAGGAGGCAGAGUGGAUCUCGGGGGCCCUGCAGAGGGGGCGUGGCAAAGUGCUGCUCUUCAGUGGGGAGAAGUACUGGAGGCUGGACAUGAAAGUCCAGAAGGUGGACAAGGGCUACCCACGUCUCACAGAUGACACCUUUGCUGGCGUGCCCCUCAAUGCCCACGAUGUCUUCCUCUACCAAGGAAAGUACCACUUCUGCCAGGACCGUUUCUACUGGCGAAUGACUCCGCGCUACCAGGUGGAGCGGGUGGGCUACGUGAAAUAUGACAUCCUGAACUGCCCAGAGCAGUAGGGCCCAGGCGGCUUCACCUGCACCAGAGCCAACCAGCCCCUCUCCCCGCCAGUGUCUCGUUCAUCCCCGCACCGGAGCCGGCCGGCGCCUCUCCCCGCCAGUGUCUCGUUCAUCCCUGCACCGGAGCCAGCCGGCGCCUCUCCCGCCAGCCGCUCGUUCAUCCCCCCACCGGAGCCGGCCGGCGCCUCUCCCCGCCAGCCGCUCGUUCAUCCCCCCACUGGAGCCGGCCGGCACCUCUCCCCGCCAGCUGCUCGUUCAUCCCCGCACCGGAGCCGGCCGGCGCUUCUCCCCGCCAGCCGCUCGUUCAUCCCCGCACCGGAGCCGGCCGGCACCUCUCCCUGCCAGCCGCUUGUUCAUCCCCGCACCAGAGCCGGCUGGCGCCUCUCCCGCCAGCCGCUCGUUCAUCCCUGCAGACUCUUGUUUUUUGUUGUUUUGUUCCAUGUGGCAGCCUGAGUCUGGCAGGGGAGGUGAAGGAGGUGGCACGUGGAAUCUCUGCCCAGGGCCUGCCUUCCAGCCUCAGGCAGGUCCAGGGAGGGAUGGGCCCUGCUUUCCAGAGACUCUGAGCAGCCUAGAGGUGACAGCCUCUGGGAGCUGUAAUAUCCUGGUCCCUCAGCGCCAGCUGCAUCCUGAGGGGGUGGGGGGAACAGGAUGCUUUAGCUAAAGGCUCUCAUCCCUGGCCGGGGUCUCUGUGGUGGCGGCCCCAUGCCUGCAUGUGCUGCACGGAUUGGUUUGCCUGGUGCAAACUGCUCAGAGAUUUGUAAGCGACUUUUGUCUUUUUCCAAAGUUGAUUAAGUCCGUGUCUGUCUGUCUGGGUUUGCUCAGGAGCUGGUGCCUGCGCACUGGGGGCCUGGUGGGUGCCAUCAGCCUCAGUGGGCGCAGGGAGUGCUGGGCGCGGCCCUCGCUCUCUCUCCUGCUGCCAUUUUUGUACCUUGUACAUUUUUAAUAAAGAGAAUCCUGGAGAAACACA
Chelonoidis abingdonii (Abingdon island giant tortoise) is the source of this 3119-nucleotide messenger RNA. It is a transcript of the gene MMP9, whose product is annotated as matrix metallopeptidase 9. The record is from RefSeq and is a predicted model, not a curated record. Gene Ontology annotation, biological process: extracellular matrix organization; proteolysis; collagen catabolic process. Gene Ontology annotation, molecular function: metalloendopeptidase activity; zinc ion binding. Gene Ontology annotation, cellular component: extracellular matrix. NCBI's taxonomy places the organism in Eukaryota, Metazoa, Chordata, Testudines, Testudinidae.